Molecule: messenger RNA, 914 nt
Organism: Stomoxys calcitrans (stable fly)
Lineage: Eukaryota; Metazoa; Arthropoda; Insecta; Diptera; Muscidae
Product: alpha N-terminal protein methyltransferase 1
Exons: 1
Coding region: 108-860 (250 amino acids)
Biological process (GO): rRNA modification; N-terminal protein amino acid methylation
Cellular component (GO): cytoplasm
Molecular function (GO): rRNA (adenine-N6,N6-)-dimethyltransferase activity; N-terminal protein N-methyltransferase activity
Source: RefSeq, a predicted model, not a curated record
UUUUUUUGUUUUGAUCUGAAAGUGUUUUGCAUAGUAUAGUAAGUCCUUCAGUUGUUCGCACAUACAUUACUCGUCCUGACAUAACACAUCGCCCAAAAAUUGCCUCAAUGGAGGAAACACGAGAGAAGACUGACAUGCAACAAAAUGGAAAAUUACAAGAUUUAAUGGCGACAACCUCAGAGAAAGAGUUCUAUGUCAAAGCACAAAAAUACUGGUCAGAAGUUCCCGCAACUGUAAAUGGAAUGUUGGGUGGUUUGGGUUACAUCAAUGCAGUCGAUGUUGAAGGCUCUACAAAGUUCUUGCGCGAGCUACGAAUAAAGGAUAUGCACAAAAAAUAUGCCCUGGAUUGUGGAGCUGGUAUAGGGCGCGUCACCAAGAAUUUACUAAUGCCCCUUUUUGAAAAAGUAGAUCUUGUUGAGCAAGAUCCCACAUUUGCCGAACGAGCUCGGGAGUAUUGUACAACUGAUAUGGGUUCAACACUUGGCUACCCCAAGCGUCUAGGCGAGAUUUAUAAUGUUGGUCUUCAAGAAUUUACACCAAGUUCCAAGAAAUACGAUGUCGUUUGGUCUCAAUGGGUCUUGGGCCACUUGACUGAUGAGGAUCUUUUGCAAUUUUUUAAGCGCCUUAAAAAUUGUUUGACGGACGACGGCUUAUUUGUUAUGAAAGAGAAUGUAACAUCAUCAAAUAAAACAGAAUUGGAUGAAGCCGAUUCUUCGGUAACAAGACCCUUAAAGACCUAUGAAAAAUUCCUAAAACAAACGGGUUAUCGCAUUGUGAAAAUGACAAAACAACCUAAUUUACCCAAAGGUUUAUAUCCAGUGUAUAUGAUAGCCAGUCAACCACUCACACAAAACGAAUAAUGUUAUUUAUAUUAAGAGCUUUUUGUUUUAAAUAAAGCACAAAUUUUAAAUGAA